Molecule: messenger RNA, 886 nt
Organism: Phyllostomus hastatus (greater spear-nosed bat)
Lineage: Eukaryota; Metazoa; Chordata; Mammalia; Chiroptera; Phyllostomidae
Gene: RPP25L
Product: ribonuclease P/MRP subunit p25 like
Exons: 2
Coding region: 107-598 (163 amino acids)
Biological process (GO): tRNA 5'-leader removal
Cellular component (GO): ribonuclease MRP complex
Molecular function (GO): RNA binding
Source: RefSeq, a predicted model, not a curated record
GCCCGGCUGGCGCGGCCUUACUAGCGCGCUCCCGCCCUGCGCGCCAUCUUGGCUCCGGCUCGAGCUUGAGUGGGCAGCCAGAUUCCCGGAACCAACAGCUAGCAGGAUGGAGCACUACCGGAAAGCUGGCUCUGUGGAACUCCCAGCACCUUCCCCAAUACCCCAGCUACCUCCUGAUACCUUGGAGAUGCGGGUCCGAGAUGGCAGCAAAAUCCGCAACUUGCUGGGGCUGGCACUGGGUCGGUUGGAGGGCGGCAGCGCAAGACAUGUGGUGUUCUCAGGUUCUGGCCGGGCUGCAGGGAAGGCUGUCAGCUGUGCUGAGAUCGUCAAACGGCGGGUACCAGGCCUGCACCAGCUUACCAAGCUGCGCUUCCUGCAGACUGAGGACAGCUGGGUACCGACCUCACCGGACACAGGCCUAGAUCCUCUCACAGUGCGCAGACAUGUACCUGCAGUGUGGGUACUGCUCAGCCGGGACCCCCUGGACCCCAAUGAGUGUGGCUACCAGCCCCCAGGGGCACCCCCUGGCCUGGGCCCCACACCUAGCUCCAGCUAUGGCCCCCGGCCCCGAAGAAGGGCCCGAGAUACCCGGUCCUGAAGACCUGCUGAGCAAGCUGUUAUCCAGGCCUGAAUGUCUAGGAUGGCUGUGCCUUCUCUGAGAAGCCUCUGUUACUGCUCAACACCCCCAACAAGACUUGAAUCCACAGAAGUAGGCUUCCUUGUUCUGAUUCCCCUUCCCUCUGGCAUAUUGAAAGGGGUCUCAGCCUGGGUUCUGGAUUGCUUAAGAAGGGCUUACUCUGCCUUCUAUCUACAGUGCCUCUGAUCUGCCUUCUGACAGGGGUCCAGGGAGUGGGUUAGGGAAUAAAGGUUCUGCUGGUUUAUCUCA